Messenger RNA from Tetrapisispora phaffii CBS 4417, 4464 nucleotides. It is a transcript of the gene SSN2, whose product is annotated as Ssn2p. The transcript has a single exon. Gene Ontology annotation, biological process: regulation of transcription by RNA polymerase II. The record is from RefSeq and is a predicted model, not a curated record. Gene Ontology annotation, cellular component: mediator complex. Bases 1 to 4464 code for a protein of 1487 amino acids. NCBI's taxonomy places the organism in Eukaryota, Fungi, Ascomycota, Saccharomycetes, Saccharomycetales, Saccharomycetaceae. Gene Ontology annotation, molecular function: transcription coregulator activity.
AUGUCUACGGAAGAAGUGUCCUAUAGACUUGAAGAUGUACUGACAAAUUUCUAUAAAAUAGAAAAGAUCGAAAAAAUAAAUUAUGCUCAAUAUACUUGUAAAAAUAGAGAUGAUCAAUGGGCAUUGAAAACAGAAAUGAUAUUGAGGAAAAAUGAUCCAAAAUGCUUAAUUGCUUCAUUAUCUAGAGAAUUAUGGUGUUUCAGUAUGAACGAUGAUCCCUUGCCAAUAAUUCAUAGUACAGCUUCUGACACCUUAAAUAAUACCAAACAAAAAAAUAAUAGUGGUAAUUCAAAUGAUACUGAUAAUUUAACACUUGAUUUGACAAAUACCAAAGUUCCAUCAACUACUGAUGAUACCAUAGUCCAUCCGGAUAAAUCUGAUGUGUUCGAUGCCAAUUAUUCAAAACCAAAUUUACCACCUUCAUAUGCUAUUUUCCUAAAGGCACUUAGGAGGAUGAUCUAUUUGAAUUUAACUUCAAAGUCCAACAGAAAUUUACUACCUAUAGGUAACGGCUGCAUAAUAUCAUAUUUUGACUAUAAUAAAGAAAACAAAUAUAUGCCCAAAUCUUUAAUCAACAUUGACGAUGAAAACUUACGUUCAAAAACAUAUUUACAUAAUAAAUCGGAUAGAACUGUCAAAACUUAUAUUCUACAAAUCGAACCACAUCUGUUUGAAAAUGGUGACUUAACUUUAUCUCUAUCUUUGAAGCAUUCUGAUUUAUUACCCCUGAAUAUUGGUUCAAUUCCGCCUGCUAAUGAUCAAAAUGGUUUUAUACAUAAAUCAUUUGUAAAAGAAAAUGCCAUAUACAUAUUGCCAUCAGGUACACGAGCAUAUCUCCCCUCAUUGCAAUUAAAAGAUUGUUUAACAACACAGCCUGAAAAUAGCGAGGUGUUAUUGAAGACACUCGCUAUAUCUCAUGGUGUAGACCUAUUAGAAAGAAAGAAAGAAAUCGAGUGGAUUAAAAUCAUUCCAAAUCUAACAAACUUUAAUGGCCAACUUCCCACGAUAGCAUCCUUUAAUAAACCGUCAGAUGACACAAGAACAAUAUCAUGGCCAUUAGAUUUGAUUUACAUACAACCUGCAUCUAAUAACAAAUCUGCAUCUCCACUUCAUGAAACAUACUCCAAUUCCCAAUCUGCAAAGCUAGAGGGAAACAAAACCAAAUCCCAGCAAUGUAAUAAUACUUCAAGUGGUUCCAAUAAUAACAGUAGUAAUAUAUUCCCAUCUGAUUUAGAUGAUGCAUUCAAUAUUAUAGACAAUUAUAUACAACUAAGACAAUCGUCGGCAUACAGGACACCGGGAAUAUUUGGGGCACUAUCUACUAAUAAUCCUUCAAGUUCAGGAGGAGCCUAUACAGAUCAAUUUCAAAUUUUUAAUAGAAGUACUGCCUCAAAUAGUAACUCUGUUUCUAUAGCAACCGCGAAUGCACAUUCAACCUCUGAGAUGAAUCCAAGAAGUGCACAGCCAUUUUCAACUACAAAUAGCUAUAGCAAUAUAGAUAUGAAAUUUACUCCUACCCUGGAUCAGACUUUGGUAAAUAAAACCGCACCUGUUACUUCACAACCAGGAAAGAUAAUUAGAAGUCUAAGUGAAAACCCUAUAGCUGCAAAAUCAACAUCUUCUAUUGACAUGUUGACUAAUGAAGGGACUGAUAAUAAAAUUCGUGAUGUAAUUGAGCAGCCGCCGUUCUCUUCUAAAGAAUCGUCAAAUUUUGAAUCAGUGUCUAUUGAUUCGGUAGAAGAUAAAGAAUUGUUUGGAGAAGAUUACGAAGAUUUUGAGAAUGAAGAAAAUAAUAAUAGUUUUAAUGAAACACGCACCGUUUCUGACAAACCCAAUAAAACGAGAAAUGCUUCUGAUGAAAUUACCGAAGAUAUGUUUGAAAUGUCAGAUGAUGAAGAGGGAGAAAAUACCAAUUCUAGGAACCGUAUGUUUACCAAUUCAUUAGAAUCAGACAAUAAAAGGUUUUUUAAAGAGAAUAUCGAGAAAAUACAAAGAGAUCCAACAAAGCGGUCUACCUUAAAGAGACAGUAUUUAGAUAUUCCGUUAGAAGAAAUAACCUUGUCAAACAGUCCAUUAUAUAUGGAUCCUGGUGCACCACUACCAGUCGAAACGCCAAGAGAAAGGAGAAAAAGUGUUUUUGCCCCACUUAAUUUCAAUCCAAUUAUUGAAAGUAACGUUGAUAAUAAAUACAAAAGUGGAGGUAAGUUUUCUUUUGAGCCUUCUCAGAGUGAGGAAGCUUUAAAUUUUGAUAUUUCAAAAAAUUCAAUAUCAGAAUCAGGGGAUGAUAGUGACGGUAGCGAUGAUCUGGAAGAUCUUGAAUAUAAAGGAGAGGAUAAAAAUGAAUUUAAUACAAUAGACUUAAACUUCCCAAUUACAAAUGGAACUAUGCAUGAUUUACAAGGUCAAUUAUCCUCAGGUUUAGUGAAGAAUGAUCAAAUAAGCUCUACUUUCCCAAAUACCAAUGAAGACACAAAAUAUGCAAUUAACUCUAUAUGGAGAAGCCCACCAUCCGACGGUUUAAAUGUCAAUUCACCGGUCAGAAUGAAUGAACCCCAGGCAUCAUAUAUCUAUCCCGAAUCAAAGAUGGCUAUUGAUAUUUUUCCAAAAUUUAGUUUACAACAAAAUAGAACGAAAGAUAGAAAACCAUUGGAUAAAAAUAGCAAUGAUGAAGUAUUCCCUGAAUCUUUAAAAAAUACUUCACCAAGCAGAGUCAUAAAUGAAUCUAAGAACUCAAAUUAUGAAUUUGCCACUUCUUCAAUUGCUAGUUUGCCGUUUUUGUUUAGACAUAUGCCUAUUUCAUCUAUUCCGGAGGAAUAUACUACUUCCAACCCAAUUGUAAAACUUAACAGUCCCAAGCAGGACAUUUUGAAUUUAAUAGCCGAACAAAUUAUAUUUGACUGGGAUAAGUUAGAUAAUCUCCACUACCCUGAUAAAUCUUAUAUCGGUGUUACUUCAUGUUCUGAUGGCUUAAUCAAAUCAACAGUUAGUGACUUAUUUACAAGUUUUGAGAGAGUAAAUGGAAAUAUUUUGAUAGAAAAAAUGUACAAAACUCAAAGCCCAUCAAUCUAUCUAAAGAGGCGAAACGAAAUUAUAAAAAUUAGAGCUGACUGCCAACCAUUCAGUAAAUACCUAAAUUUAAAACCUGUUAAUGCUAUAAAAAAUUUCAAAUUAUUACUGUUAACUACAUCGAAUAAAUUGGAUUGUCCGGCAUUUGUUUCUUCAUUGUGUCAGACUUAUAUAAGUCAUGAAUUUGGAUUUUGUGAAAGAUUAAAAUUAAAUAAUGAAGAUACAGAAGGUAUGGUAUACCUAGAUGAUUAUCAAGAUAGUAGAUUAUUACUAUUAGCAACUCAGCUCGUUGCUUAUUGUCUAACAACUCAAAAUUCAUCAAGGGCUAUUCCGAUAUUAUUAAUAUUUCCUUUGAAGUCAAACAGUUUAUCCGAUUUAGUACUAAUGACAUCCAAAUUUCAAAUCAUAUAUGAUGAAGUUAAAGCUAAAAUUCCUAAUGCUGAGCUAUAUUUUAAGACUGUUUUAAUGGAUUUCAUUAAGGAUCCUUUGACAUUGAUCGAUGAUUAUCACGAUUUAUCUGUUUCAAUAUAUAAUAAUUUACCAAAAAAGUCUGUGAAAUUUACCAGCAUAGUACCCAAACACCCUGAUAAGAUAAAGUUUCGCACAUCCCAAUCAAAUAAUAUCCCUUCUGCGAUACACUAUGAUACAUAUAUUCAUUUGGCAUAUUCUAGAAGUAUAGACAAAGAAUGGAUAUUUGCAGCCUUUUCUGACAGUUUUGGUAAAGAUACAUCUACCAGGGUAUGGUAUGUUGGUCGCUCUAAGACGAAGUUUGAUCAAGCUUGUACUGAAAUUUGGGCAAAUGCUUUAAAACUUGCAUCUACCAAAUAUGGAAAAAUAUGUUUAAUUCUAACAAGAUUGAACAGUAUUUUACCUGAUGAUGAAUUGAUGAAUUGGAGAAGGUUAUCAGGUAGGAAUAUUCAUUUAGCUGUUGUCUGUGUAAACGAUACUUCCAAGAUAUCAUUCGUCGAUGAGGAUCAAUUGUAUCCAACUUUUAAACCAUCUUUCAAGGAUGAUUCAUUUUCUACACCAAUAAAUCCACAUAAAUUGGGAGACUAUGAGUUAAGAGAUAUAAGUCAAGAGUUAUACAGUAUUAUCUUUGAAUACCCGUUCCCGCUAUCAAACUCACAACACAGAUGUGCUAUUAAGAGUGGUGCACUAGUAAAAUUCAACCAACGAAGGGGGUCCUUAUUGCCCAAGUUCGAAAUCAAUUUAUUGAAUUGCCCCCAUUCUGAUAGCACACAAUUGUUACAAACCAUAUUAUCAGACUUUACAAAUCUUGCAGCAUUAAAUCCAUGGUUUGGGAUUUCUAAAGGAGAAUAUUCCCAUAUACCUUGGCAUGUAUUGGCAGUCAAGAAGAUGAUGAAAAUGAUGGUCCAUAUAAAUGUAGAAACUGAAUAA